Molecule: messenger RNA, 1220 nt
Organism: Aplosporella prunicola CBS 121167
Lineage: Eukaryota; Fungi; Ascomycota; Dothideomycetes; Botryosphaeriales; Aplosporellaceae
Exons: 7
Coding region: 401-889 (162 amino acids)
Biological process (GO): proton transmembrane transport
Cellular component (GO): proton-transporting V-type ATPase, V0 domain
Molecular function (GO): proton-transporting ATPase activity, rotational mechanism
Source: RefSeq, a predicted model, not a curated record
UGCAAAAGCAAUUGGAUGUGACUCAACGCCCCCUUCGAGUCGGAACGGGCAACGGAUGUCAAUUGCGCUAGGGCGGGUGCGGAUGCACCUCGAGUCAUCGAGUAAUUGCGUAAAGAACAGUGCCUUCUCGGCAUGCGCCGAGGGCGUCUCGCGUGUCGAGGUCGAGGACGGACUCGAGGUGGUGGGCUCCAUUCCCAGAUGACGAUCCAGGCGGCCCACGGAGUUUAAUCGCUCCAUCACCGACUCCGCCAAGACUUCCCUGUCACGGACACCAGCGCAGCUAUCCUCGCCAACACCGCACCUUGAAGCGGCCCCAUCGCCUGCAUCGCCAUUGCCUCGACGAACCCUUGACGCUUCUACGAAUACCGUCUCGACCGCCGACUUUUCACGACUCGACACCAUGUCGGAAUCCGAGCUCUCGCCCAAGUUCGCGCCGUUCUUCGGCAUGGCUGGUAUCGCGUUUGCUAUGAUCUUCGGAUGCAUAGGAGCCGCAUAUGGCACCGCAAAGUCAGGCAUCGGUAUCUCCGGUGUUGGAACCUUCAGGCCUGACCUCAUCAUGAAGUCGCUCAUUCCGGUCGUCAUGUCCGGUAUCAUUGCUGUCUAUGCCCUCGUCAUUGCAGUGCUCAUUGCCGGAGACAUGGGCCCGCCGCCGGGGCAGAACUACAGCCUGUUUAGCGGCUUCAUGCACCUUGCGUGUGGCUUGUCGGUGGGCCUGACUGGAUGUGCUGCAGGCUACGCGAUCGGCAAGGUUGGAGAUAUGGGUGUGCGAUCGUACAUGCAGCAAUCGCGUAUCUUUGUUGGUAUGGUUUUGAUCCUGAUUUUCGGAGAAGUCCUGGGUCUUUACGGUCUUAUUGUCGGCCUUAUCCUCAACACUCACAGCCGCGGAUGAGCAAGUAUCGGUGAAGAAGCCUCGUGCGCACGAUUGGCGGUGAGCCGUCGGUUGUGAACAUGAGCGAGACACGCCACGGAACUAAGCUAGCAUGCACUGUACGAAGCGCUCCUUUGGCUGCACUGGAAGGAUGGAGCAUUCCAUCGGAUGGUGAGCCCGAGGCUGGAGCCUGGCGUGCAGCGUAUAGUUAUAAAUUGCGUCGCCGUUAGACAGUGUUUGCGGUAGAGGGCGCCGGAACGGGCCGGAAAAGGAAAUGUAUAUAUAUGUGUAUCACGCUGCAAGCAAAGUAAUGGUCGGCCUUGCCGAAAAGCAGACCAAGGCAUUCCGUGAC